AUGCCAAAGCAUCAUUGGCGGAAAUCAUUUAAAUCCUUUUUGGGGAGUCAAUUUGACCCUGAAAGAGAAGAGGAGCUGAAAGGAAGCAAAGCAGAGGUUGAUGGCAAAGUGGAGGAGAUCUUAAAGGCUCUUAAUGAAGAAGAUUACCAAGGGAAAGGGCCAGUUGUUGAUCUGAUCAAGGAUUUCUACAAUCACUACCAAUCUCUUUAUGAUCGAUACGAUCAUCUGACAGGAGAAUUGCAGAAAAAAGUACAUGAUAAAAAAGGAAAGGAUAGCUCCUUGUCCUCCAGCUCGGAUUCUGAUUCAGAUGAUUCUCCAAGGAAAAAGGGCCCCAAGAACGGUAAAAUGAAAAAUGAUUCUGAGAAUAAUACAGUAAUCAAGGAAGAACUCGAAACUACAAUUCUGCAGGUUGCAGACUUGGAGAAGAAGCUGACAAUGACGACAGAAGAAAAGGAAGCAUUAAGUUUGGAAUAUCGAAGUGCUUUGAACAAAAUUCAAGAAGCGGAGAAAAUUAUAGUGGAUUUGAAUGGUGAAACUGAAAAAUUGAACGAAGAGAAAUCAAGACUUUUCACCCAAAAUGCUGAUCUCAAUAUGAAACUGGAGAGUGCUGGUCAAUUGAAACAAGAGAAAGAAGCACUACAGAGAGAACUAGAAGCAUCGAAAGGGGAAAUUUCUAACUUGAAGGAGCAACUUGAGUCAGCAGAGAAGGAAUUAACUGAGCUACAUCAGACUCAAAAGGCAACUGAAGAGGAGAAAAAUACUCUAUCCUCGAAAAUUUUGCAACUUGGGGAUGAGAUAAAGAAGGUGCAAAACGAAACUCAUUAUCUGGUGACCGAAUCAAGCCAGUUAAGGGAGAAACUGCAAGAGAGAGAAAGAGAGCUUUUGACUCACUUGGAGAUGCAUGAGACCCACAAAAAUGAAACAUCAGCUCGUGUGCGGGAUUUGGAGCUGGAACUUGACUCAUCGCAUACUCAGAGAAGAGAAAUAGUGAAACAGAAAGAUGAUGAGUUUUCUACUCUCAUGAAAAAACUUGAGGAUCAAGAGAGUGAUUCACUAUCUCGGAUUAAAGACAUGACGGACAAAAUCGCCGAUCUGAAUAUGAAACUUGAAAGUGCUGAUAAGCUUCUAGCUGAACUGAAUCAGAAAUUGGAAGGGAUGAAUAGAGAGAGGGAUGGAUUAAUCUUGGAGAAGGAGACAGCCAUCAGUAGCACUAAAGAGGAGAAGAGAAAUGGAGAAAACUUGAGAUCCAUUGCCGAUCAAUUGAAGCAAGAAAACGGAGCACUACAGCUAGAACUAGAAGCAUUGAAAGUGGAAUUUUUUACCUUAAAGGAGCAACUUGAAUCAGCAGAGAAGGAAGUAGCCGAGCUAUGUCAGACCCAAAAGGCAACUGAAGAGGAGAAAAAUACUUUAUCCUCGAAAAUUUUGCAACUUGGGGAUGAGAUAAAGAAGGUGCAAAACGAAACUCAAUAUCUGGUGACCGAAUCAAGCCAGUUAAGGGAGAAAUUGCAAGGGAGAGAAAGAGAGCUUUUGACUCACUCGGAGAUGCAUGAGACCCACAAAAAAGAAACAUCAGCUCGUGUGCGGGAUUUGGAACUGGAACUUGACUCAUUGCAUACUCAGAGAAGAGAAAUAGUGAAACAGAAAGAUGAUGAAUUUUCUACUCUCAUGAAAAAACUUGAGGAUCAAGAGAGUGAUUCACUAUCUCGGAUUAAAGACAUGACGGACAAAAAUGCUGAUCUGAAUAUGAAACUGGAAAGUGCUGAUAAGCUACUAGCUGAACUGAAUCAGAAACUGGAAGAGAUGAAUAGAGAAAGGGAUGGAUUAAUCUUGGAGAAGGAGACAGCCAUCAGUAGCACUGAAGAGGAGAAGAGAAAUGUGGAAAACUUGAGAUCCAUUGCCGAUCAAUUGAAGCAAGAGAAAGAAGCACUACAGCUAGAACUAGAAGCAUUGAAGGUGGAAUUUUCUACCUUAAAGGAACAACUUGAAUCAGCAGAGAAGGAAGUUGCCGAGCUAUGUCAGACCCAAAAGGGAACUGAAGACGAAAAAAAUUCUCUAACCUCAAAAAUUUUGCAACUCGAGGAUGAGAUUAAGAGGGCGCAAAACGAAAUUCAAGAUCUUGUGACCGAAUCAAGCCAGUUAAGGGAGAAACUGGAAGAGAAAGAAAGAGAGCUUUUGACUUACUUGGAGAUGCACGAGACUCACAAAAAUGAAACAUCAGCUCGUGUGCGGGAUUUGCAACUGGAACUUGAUUCAUCACAUACUCAGAGAAGAGAAAUAGAGAAACAGAAAGAUGAUGAAUUUUCUACUCUCCUGAAAAAACUUGAGGAUCAAGAGAGUGAUUCACUAUCUCGGAUUAAAGACAUGACGGACAAAAACGCUGAUCUGCAUAUGAAACUGGAAAGUGCUGAUAAGCUACUAGCUGAACUGAAUCAGAAACUGGAAGAGAUGAAUAGAGAGAGGGAUGGCUUAAUCUUGGAGAAGGAGACAGCCAUCAGUAGCACUGAAGAGGAGAAGAGAAAUGUGGAAAACUUGAGAUCCAUUGCCGAUCAAUUGAAGCAAGAGAAAGAAGCACUACAGCUGGAACUAGAAGCAUUGAAGGUGGAAUUUUCUACCUUAAAGGAGCAACUUGAAUUAGCAGAGAAGGAAGUAACCGAGCUAUGUCAGACCCAAAAGGCAACUGAAGACGAAAAAAAUGCUCUAACCUCAAAAAUUUUGCAACUGGAGGAUGAUAUUAAGAAGGCGCAAAACGAAAUUCAAGAUCUUGUGACCGAAUCAAGCCAGUUAAGGGAGAAACUGGAAGAGAAAGAAAGAGAGCUUCUGAUUCACUUGGAGAUCCAUGAGACUCACAAAAAUGAAACAUCAGCCCUUGUGCGGGAUUUGCAACUGGAACUUGAUUCAUCACAUACUCAGAGAAGAGAAAUAGAGAAACAGAAAGAUGAUGAAUUUUCUACUCUCCUGAAAAAACUUGAGGAUCAAGAGAGUGAUUCACUAUCUCGGAUUAAAGACAUGACGGACAAAAACGCUGAUCUGCAUAUGAAACUGGAAAGUGCUGAUAAGCUACUAGCUGAACUGAAUCAGAAACUGGAAGAGAUGAAUAGAGAGAGGGAUGGCUUAAUCUUGGAGAAGGAGACAGCCAUCAGUAGCACUGAAGAGGAGAAGAGAAAUGUGGAAAACUUGAGAUCCAUUGCCGAUCAAUUGAAGCAAGAGAAAGAAGCACUACAGCUAGAACUAGAAGCAUUGAAGGUGGAAUUUUCUACCUUAAAGGAACAACUUGAAUCAGCAGAGAAGGAAGUUGCCGAGCUAUGUCAGACCCAAAAGGGAACUGAAGACGAAAAAAAUUCUCUAACCUCAAAAAUUUUGCAACUCGAGGAUGAGAUUAAGAGGGCGCAAAACGAAAUUCAAGAUCUUGUGACCGAAUCAAGCCAGUUAAGGGAGAAACUGGAAGAGAAAGAAACAGAGCUUCUGACUCACUUGGAGAUGCACGAGACUCACAAAAAUGAAACAUCAGCUCGUGUGCGGGAUUUGCAACUGGAACUUGAUUCAUCACAUACUCAGAGAAGAGAAAUAGAGAAACAGAAAGAUGAUGAAUUUUCUACUCUCCUGAAAAAACUUGAGGAUCAAGAGAGUGAUUCACUAUCUCGGAUUAAAGACAUGACGGACAAAAACGCUGAUCUGCAUAUGAAACUGGAAAGUGCUGAUAAGCUACUAGCUGAACUGAAUCAGAAACUGGAAGAGAUGAAUAGAGAGAGGGAUGGCUUAAUCUUGGAGAAGGAGACAGCCAUCAGUAGCACUGAAGAGGAGAAGAGAAAUGUGGAAAACUUGAGAUCCAUUGCCGAUCAAUUGAAGCAAGAGAAAGAAGCACUACAGCUAGAACUAGAAGCAUUGAAGGUGGAAUUUUCUACCUUAAAGGAACAACUUGAAUCAGCAGAGAAGGAAGUUGCCGAGCUAUGUCAGACCCAAAAGGGAACUGAAGACGAAAAAAAUUCUCUAACCUCAAAAAUUUUGCAACUCGAGGAUGAGAUUAAGAGGGCGCAAAACGAAAUUCAAGAUCUUGUGACCGAAUCAAGCCAGUUAAGGGAGAAACUGGAAGAGAAAGAAACAGAGCUUCUGACUCACUUGGAGAUGCACGAGACUCACAAAAAUGAAACAUCAGCUCGUGUGCGGGAUUUGCAACUGGAACUUGAUUCAUCACAUACUCAGAGAAGAGAAAUAGAGAAACAGAAAGAUGAUGAAUUUUCUACUCUCCUGAAAAAACUUGAGGAUCAAGAGAGUGAUUCACUAUCUCGGAUUAAAGACAUGACGGACAAAAACGCUGAUCUGCAUAUGAAACUGGAAAGUGCUGAUAAGCUACUAGCUGAACUGAAUCAGAAACUGGAAGAGAUGAAUAGAGAGAGGGAUGGCUUAAUCUUGGAGAAGGAGACAGCCAUCAGUAGCACUGAAGAGGAGAAGAGAAAUGUGGAAAACUUGAGAUCCAUUGCCGAUCAAUUGAAGCAAGAGAAAGAAGCACUACAGCUAGAACUAGAAGCAUUGAAGGUGGAAUUUUCUACCUUAAAGGAACAACUUGAAUCAGCAGAGAAGGAAGUUGCCGAGCUAUGUCAGACCCAAAAGGGAACUGAAGACGAAAAAAAUUCUCUAACCUCAAAAAUUUUGCAACUCGAGGAUGAGAUUAAGAGGGCGCAAAACGAAAUUCAAGAUCUUGUGACCGAAUCAAGCCAGUUAAGGGAGAAACUGGAAGAGAAAGAAAGAGAGCUUCGGACUCACUUGGAGAUGCACGAGACUCACAAAAAUGAAACAUCAGCUCGUGUGCGGGAUUUGGAACUGGAACUUGAUUCAUCACAUAAUCAGAGAAGAGAAAUAGAGAAACAGAAAGAUGAUGAAUUUUCUACUCUCCUGAAAAAACUUGAGGAUCAAGAGAGUGAUUCACUAUCUCGGAUUAAAGACAUGACGGACAAAAACGCUGAUCUGAAUAUGAAACUGGAAAGUGCUGAUAAGCUACUAGCUGAACUGGAUCAGAAACUGGAAGAGAUGAAUAGAGAGAGGGAUGGCUUAAUCUUGGAGAAGGAGACAGCCAUCAGUAGCACUGAAGAGGAGAAGAGAAAUGCGGAAAACUUGAGAUCCAUUGCCGAUCAAUUGAAGCAAGAGAAAGAAGCACUACAGCUGGAACUAGAAGCAUUGAAGGUGGAAUUUUCUACCUUAAAGGAGCAACUUGAAUUAGCAGAGAAGGAAGUAGCCGAGCUAUGUCAGACCCAAAAGGCAACUGAAGACGAAAAAAAUGCUCUAACCUCAAAAAUUUUGCAACUGGAGGAUGAGAUUAAGAAGGUGCAAAACGAAAUUCAACAUCUUGUGACCGAAUCAAGCCAGUUAAGGGAGAAACUGCAAGAGAAAGAAAGAGAGCUUUUGACUCACUUGGAGAUGCAUGAGACCCACAAAAAUGAAACAUCAGCUCGUGUGCGGGAUUUGGAACUGGAACUUGACUCAUCGCAUACUCAGAGAAGAGAAAUAGUGAAACAGAAAGAUGAUGAGUUUUCUACUCUCAUGAAAAAACUUGAGGAUCAAGAGAGUGAUUCACUAUCUCGGAUUAAAGACAUGACGGACAAAAUCGCCGAUCUGAAUAUGAAACGUGAAAGUGCUGAUAAGCUACUAGCUGAACUGAAUCAGAAAUUGGAAGGGAUGAAUAGAGAGAGGGAUGGAUUAAUCUUGGAGAAGGAGACAGCCAUCAGUAGCACUGAAGAGGAGAAGAGAAAUGCGGAAAACUUGAGAUCCAUUGCCGAUCAAUUGAAGCAAGAGAAAGAAGCACUACAGCUAGAACUAGAAGCAUUGAAGGUGGAAUUUUCUACCUUAAAGGAACAACUUGAAUCAGCAGAGAAGGAAGUAGCCGAGCUAUGUCUGACCCAAAAGGCAACUGAAGAGGAAAAAAAUGCUCUAUCCUCAAAUAUUUUGCAACUGGAGGAUGAGAUAAAGAUGGUGCAAAACGAAAUUGAAGAUCUUGUGACCGAAUCAAGCCAGUUAAAGGAGAAAUUGGAUGAGAAAGAGAGCGUGCUUGUGGCUCAAUUGGAGAUGCAUGAGGCCGAAAAAAAUGAAACAUCAGCUCGUAUGCGGGAUUUGGAACUGGAACUCGAUUCAUCACAUGCCCAGAGAAGAGAAAUAGAGAAACAUAAAGAUGAUGAAUUUUCCACUCUCCUGAAAAAACUUGAGGAUCACGAGAGCGAUUCAUCAUCUCGGAUUAAUGACCUGACAGCACAGAUCAACAAUAUGCUACUUGAAGUGGAAGCUUUACGCAUCAAUAAAGGCGAGUUAGAAGAACAACUAGUAAAUAAAGACAAUAAGGCAUCAACUCAAGUCAAAGACUUGACAGAUCAGGUCAAUGCGAAGCAACAGGAACUGGAAUCUCUACUCAUCCAAAAGACUGAAACAGAAACACAACUGGAGAAAAAGAUUCAAGAAAUUUCUGACCUCCUAAUUCAGAUUGAGACUUUAAAAGAGGAGUUGGCUAACAAGAACUCAGAACAACAGAAGACAUUUGAAGAAAAAGAGAGUCUUGUAUUACAGGAAAAGGGUCUGGAAUUGAAGCUUAACUCUUUACGUGACAUAAAAAUUGAAUUGGAGGAGCAGCUUAGAUGCAAAAGCCAGGAUAUUUCAGAACUCCAAAUUCUGGUAGAGACUUUAAACGGGGAGUUUGGAAACAAAAUUGCAGAGCAGCAGAAACUACUGGAAGAGAGAGAUAAUUUUGUGUUGCGAAUAAAAGACUUGGAACUGGAGCUGAACUCUUUAAGCAACCUGAAAAAUGAAUUAGAAGAGCAGCUGAAAAGCAAAAACAAGGACUUUGUUCAGUUGCAACAAGAAACAGAAAGCCUGCAAGUUAAAACUUCAGAGAUGGAGAGGAAAUUAAAAGAGAAAGAGGAUGAACUCUCCACUGUACAUAAGCAAUCUGAAGAUAGAGAGAGUGAAGCGUCUGCUCAAAUCAUGGCUUUGACUGCGGAAAUAAGAAAUUUCCAAGAGCAAUUGGGUCUUUUGAGAGCACAGAAAAGUGAAGGAGAUUCCAUUCUUGAGAAAAGAAAUGGAGAAAUAUCAGAAUUUCUUAUUCUGAUAGAAAGGCUAAAAGAGGAAUUAUCAAGCAAAACUUUGGAUGGACAGAGAAUACAGGAAGAAAAGGAGGGCCUGGAAAGAAAUAUUUCUGAAUUGGAGAAAACGCUAAAAGAGAGAGUCGAUGAAGUCAUUUCUGUCGAGAAAAAAAUGGAGGAGGUACAGAAUGAAGCGUCCGCUGAAAUUGCAGAAUUAACAGAACAGGUUAACCAUUUGCAACAGCAGAUAGACGCACUGCUGUUGGAUAAAAGCCAGUUGGAGGAGCUAACAGAAAGAGGUAAACAAGAGUCUAUGGAAAAUUUGGCUCAAGCCGAGAAUCAGACAAAUGAAUUAGUAAAGAAGAUCGCAGACCAGGAUAGAGCGCUGAAAGAACAAGAAGGUGCAUUAAUCCAAUUAAGUGAAGAGCACAAAAAACUCGAGGGUCAGUUUCAAAUCUGUGAGGAAAAUCUCAAAUCUGCAGAGACGAAAAUAGAAGAGAUGACAGAACAGUUCCACGAGGAUAUCGAUACCAAAAAUCAGAAAGUUGACGAAUUGGAAGAAAACAUUGAAGAUCUGAAAAGAGAUCUGGAGAUGAAAGAAGAUGAACUUGCUACAUUGGUAGAGAAUGUACGAAAUACUGAAGUCAAGCUCCGGUUAACAAAUCAAAAGCUCCGAAUCACAGAACAGUUGCUGACUGAGAAGGAAGAGGAGCGGAGGAGCAAAAUAGAGAAGUUGCUGCAAGAACAAAGCGUGCUUGAGGAGAGAAUUGUGUCAUUGUCUGGAACACUUGCUAGUUACAAAGAGGCUCAAAUGAAAAUCGUAACGGAUGUAUCGGAGAGAGUAAAUGAAACUUUGACGGGAUUUGAUACAUUUAGCGUUAAGUUUGAGGAAGAUUACGGUCACUUAGAGUCUAGAAUUUAUGAAAUCGUGAAUGAGCUUAAGGUUGCAGCUAACUGGAUAAAAGAGAGCAAGGCUGAGAAAGACGAGCUAAAGAAGGAAAUCGCCAACUUAGUUCAGCAACUGAAAAAUGAGAAAGAACUACAUUUGCUUUUGAGAGAGAAGGUUGGAGAACUUGAGACAACAUUGCAGGCGGCCAAAGAUGAGAAGGAAAAUUUGAAGAAAAAGGUAACAGAACAAGAAGAAAAGUUGGGAGAGCUGGAGAAAAUGGUACAAGAAAGGGAUGAAAAGAUGAAUGAGAAAGAUCAGGGAUUCUUGAGCCUAAGUGAGGAGAAAAAGAUGGCAAUAAGACAACUCUGUAUUUGGAUUGAUUAUCACCGCAAUCGCUAUGAUGAUCUGAAAGAAAUGAUCACAAAGUCGACUGGUGGAAGAAGGCAGAUAGCAACAUAA
Molecule: messenger RNA, 8409 nt
Organism: Fraxinus pennsylvanica
Lineage: Eukaryota; Viridiplantae; Streptophyta; Magnoliopsida; Lamiales; Oleaceae
Source: the annotation of a GenBank genome assembly